AAUGCUCUCAGUAUCAGGUAGACGGCCGUCGUUUAACAGAUUUUGUUUAUUUCGUUUUCAUAGUGAAGUAAGCUUUUCGACCACGGCGCCGUUUUACGUCGCCUCACGCCAGCUGGAGGCGCAGUGUGGGUGCAGCAGAGCGCCCGGGGCAGGAGCCGCGUCUCGCCGCGGUGCUACGGCGCGUCGGCGGCCGGAGUUGCGCAGCAGCUCGCAGGCUAAAGGCAAUUAGGCCUACUCGGUGCGCGUACUCUUGGGACUUUGAAAAAGAAACGUAACACCCUCCAGAAACGCGAGUGAAUGGAGCAGUGUGCGAGCACGGCCUCCCUGCUGGCCUCGGUGCGGGAGCAGGAGAGGCAGUUUCAGAUGCUGAGCCGAGCUCUGGAGGAGGAGCGCAGGUCGUGUGCCGGUACCCUGCCCCGCCCCCUCCCCGGCAUGCAGAACGGGCGUGUUCCUUGUGAUGCAGACAUAGAAAGGCUCACACUUAACGAGGGUUACAUCAACGGGACGUGUCAUUUCAGGAUGGAGCCUGGUCAGGUGAUGCAGGAGUCGUACACGGUGGAGGAAGAGCCUCAGGAGUCGGUGCCUGUCAUUUCCGUUGAGACCAGUGACGAUGGGACCACACGACGCACCGAAACUACGGUGAAGAAACUGGUAAAGACCACCACUACUCGUACUGUCAUUCCCUCUGUGUCCGACACUCUGUCCCUAGAUGGUGGGGGUUCUGUGACAGGGAUGGGGGGCUACACUGCCCCCGUAGACCGAGUCUACCGGCAGGGUCCAGCGGUAGGCGUCCCCAUGGACUACCCCACACACACUGUGCCCCGCAACUAUCACUACGGUCCCUCGGGGGGCUAUGAGGACUACCGCGCUGGACCCCCAUCAGAGACUUAUGCCAGCCUCAGCAGGGGUGCCCGCAUGGAUGACCGCUACAGACCAGUCCAUCCAGAUGGCUACAGAACUCUGGAUCCAAGCUACAGAGCCCCAAGCAGAAACCAGUUGGACCCUUAUGCUGCUCAGCCACAGGUUGGCCGUAUGGGCAGUGCCAUGGAGCUCUCUAGCCUCCAGAGGUUUGUCCCGGAGCCCUACGGCCUCGAGGAUGACCAGCGCAGCAUGGGCUAUGAUGAACCUGACUACGGCAUGGGACCCCCCAUCCAUUAUGGAACCGUCCCCCGCAACCAUCACCAUUUCCCCCACGGGCCCCCACGCCGAACGGGGAGUUAUGAGGGUACCCUGGAUGGAGACAUGAGUGGAGCGGGGGAUAUGUAUUAUUGGGGAGGCGGCGCUCCUCUAGCCCAGGGCGAAAGAGGAAGCAUGGCCUCAUUGGACAGCACUCUGAGGAAAGGUCCUGUCCCAGGGGCCUGGCGUCAACCAGAGCUACCUGAGGUCAUCGCCAUGCUUAACUACAGGCUGGAUCCAGUAAAGAGCAAUGCAGCUGCAUAUCUACAGCAUCUCACCUACAAGAAUGACAAGGUGAAGUCUGAUGUGCGGCGUCUGAAAGGCAUCCCAGCACUGGUCUCCAUGCUGGACAACCCUAACAAAGAGGUGCACCAUGCAGCUUGUGGCGCUUUGAAGAACAUCUCCUACGGCAAAGACCCCGAUAACAAGAUUGCCAUCAAGAACUGUGAUGGCGUGCCAGCCCUGGUCCGACUGCUGCGGAAGACCCAUGAUCAAGACCUCACUGACACAAUCACAGGCACGCUGUGGAACCUGUCAUCGCACGACUCUGUGAAGAUGGAGAUCGUGGACCACGCGCUACACGCUCUUUCUGACGAAGUGAUGGUCCCACACUCUGGCUGGGAGAGGGGUAGCAACGGAGGAGGGGGAGGGGAAGAGAACUGCAAACCCAGACAUCUGGAGUGGGAGACAGCCCUUACCAACACAGCAGGCUGCUUGAGGAAUGUGAGCUCGGAGCGAAGUGAGGCAAGGAGGAAGCUGAGGGAGUGCACAGGAUUGGUCGACUCACUCAUGUACAUCGUCCAGUCCCAGAUUGAUUGUAAAGAUGUGGACAAUAAGCUGAUAGAGAACAGUGUGUGCCUGCUGAGGAACUUGUCCUAUCAGGUGCACCGUGAGAUCCCCGGCUGUGAGCGCUACCAAGAGGCCGUGCCCCUCAACCAGGGUCCUGCCCCUGCCAACCAAAAGGGAGGCUGCUUCAGUUCCCGCAAGGGAAAAGAUGAAUGGUUUUCCAAAGGCAAAAAAGAAGAGGAUGGAGUUGCAGACGUGGUUGACAUUCCAAAGCGGAGCACUCCUGCCAAAGGUUAUGAGCUAUUGUUCCAGCCGGAGGUGGUGCGCAUCUACACCUCUCUGCUGAAGGAGUCCCAGAACCCCACUGUUUUGGAAGCCUCGGCUGGAGCUGUGCAGAACCUGUGUGCUGGACGCUGGUCUUAUGGCCGAUACAUCCGUGCCUUGCUGCGCCAGGAGAAAGGUCUACCUAUGAUUACUGAGCUGCUGGCCCACGGCAACGACCGGGUGGUCCGGGCUAUGUCUGGAGCCCUUCGCAACCUGGCCAUUGAUGCACGCAACCGAGACCUUCUAGGUAAACAUGCAGUGCCUCACCUGGUGGCCAACCUACCAGGUGGCGGUCAGAGCCAGCCGGUGCGAGCGCUGUCAGAGGAGACGGUGGUGUCUGUUCUAAGCACUCUCCAUGAAGUGCUGGGCUCCAGUCUGGAAGCAGCCAAGACCCUCAGGGCCUCACAGGGCAUUGAGAGAUUGGUCCUCAUUAACAAAGACAGUAAUCGUUCAGAGCGGGAGGUGCGUGGUGCCGGCUUGGUGCUGCAGACGGUGUGGGCCUACAAGGAACUGCGCCGCACCUUGGAGAAAGAUGGCUGGAAGAAGACAGACUUCAUGGUCAACCUCAACCCUCCAAGCAACAGCACAAGGGCCAAUGGAGGAUAUGAGGAUAGCACCCUACCGCUCAUAGACAAAGGGGUGAAAGGGGAGAGGGAAAGGGACAUGAUUCCAUUGAAUGACAUGGGACCAGAUGCCUACUCCACACUGGACCAGAGAAGGAGGAGGAACACCCUGGACGACACACUUGAAACUGCUGACAAAGAUGCAGCACAGGGAGGGAUGUAUAUGGAGAGGCAGGCCUCUGUGCCUCUCACGGAAUCUUAUGAUGGUUAGGCAUCAACUACUUGUCACAGUGCAUGUGAGUGCAUGAAAAACUGAUAGUGUGCAUCACUAGACGACAACCUCCUCCCACUUACUGCCCCUGCUGAACAGACAACACUGACUGAGAGACCACUACAGCCAGCCUCUACACUACCGACACGACUGAACUAUAAUCUUCUCCUUCCCUCAUUUGUGUUUCAGUCAAAUGCGCUCUCUCUCUCUGUCUGUUUCUUAAUAGACUGACUUUACCACUAUUGAAACAGUUGUGAUCACCAGAAAAGCCUCCAAUUCUCACGGUGGACAACUUGACAUGACAAUAUGACCACUUUGCAUUCUUUAAGCCCACAACACUAACCAUUCACCUUUGACUGUGGCCACAAUCUCCUCCCACAACACUACAGCUCCCUUAAGCAAGCCUAGAACUAUUGGAAUUUGGGAGAACGGAACAAUAUGACAAUUUUCGAUUGACGGGAACCAUCAGGAAAAAAAAUGCUUCUGAGAAACUGCUUCACCAAAUGGAUAUUACAAAAUUCUUUCUCCUCUAGAAAUCGAGGAAGCUUGUUUUUCUUUUACGUCCAAGUACAAUGACUUUUUUUUUCCUACAACUGAGCAAAACCAAUGUUUUCUAGUAUAACAAGAUGUCUGCAAUGCUUUUGCCUCUGUUUGGAUUGUGAUUAUUCCUCUUCUUGCUUUGCGCUGUACCACAGUAAUAUACAUGUGCCAAAUGAUACUGCUAUUGCUGCAAAAAUCAAUGCUUAAAGUGAUUUUCUCACAACUUCCUCCACACAUUCUUCACACACAGAUUCUUAAAGCAGUUACACUGAAAACUAUCCUGUCAUCUGUUCUGUAUGUAAUUGUGUUUAGACUGUGUAAAUCCAUGAUCCAUGGAAAGGAGUUGCAGUGGGAUGUUUGGAAGUUUUCUCACAGUCAGUUUCAGAACAAAAGGGGGAGAAGUGUUGGUAUGGAAAAUGUCACCACUGACCAAUGGAAACGGACUGCGUCGAACGAAUACUUUAAUUCUCUGACACCGUGUUGAGAUUGUGACCUGCCUUAUGCAACAUAUUUCUGAUGUUUUCCGAAUCGCAUGAGGCCCUUGCUUACUGAUUCUUGGGAAAAACUGCAGGAUUUGAUUGUUCUGUGAGUGCAUUUAUUCUUAAUCUGCAAAUUUGUUGUGAAUGUGUAAAUACAAGACUGCCUCUAACAAAACGUCUGUGUGGGAAAACUGGAGUGCCUCACUCAUUCACAUUAAGGUCGGAUGGUUGUGUCAAAGGUGGCACAGUUAACCAAUCGGAAUGUCUCUUAGCAGUAAGUUACUAGUUUAGAAUGUAUGGAACGCAACAGGUUUAUAUUCCACUCAAUAACAAUGUGUGAGCUCGUAUGUAUGUAUGUAUGUAUGUAUGUAUGUAUGUAUGUAUGUAUGUAUGUAUGUAAGGCUGUGUGUAUCAUAUAGUCUUGAUUUCUUGUUAUUCCAGUUGUUUUGGAGGGAAUAUAAAACUUCUUGAGUUCUGCAAGAUUUUUUCCUGCUCUGCAAACCCAUGGCCUGCAUAGCUUGGCUGGUAGUUGUUGAAGACUACGGCACAGUAAUUGGGAGAUGACACACUACAUCAGUUCUGCCUAUAUUUCUUUAGUACAGUGCUUGUUCUCUAGAAGACUGCAUUUUCUUAGUGCCGAGUAAGAUGUAGAUAUUUACUAUGGAUGCGUGGAUGAUUUAAAAAAAAAAAAAAACGAAAAAAAAAGCACUAGGAGUAAAUGUGUGUAUUUCCUUUAUUUUUUCUUUACCUUUUUCAUUCCAAUUCAAACACUAAAUGGAAAUGAGUCUCGGGAGUGUAGGAAAGUUUCCUCUCAGAAUGGACUGACGGGUUAUGUAAGGGCAUGGCAGUUUUCUAAUGCUAGAGACACAUAAGCACAGGUUUCAAGGGAGCAAAUAGGGGAACAUGAGAAAGUUGGAUGGCUCAGAUCAGCUCUUUGUCUGAGGAGGCACAGACCAGAUUUUGAUUCUCUUUGCUAUCAGAUUAAGUGGGGUGGGUGGGGGGGGGGAUGACACAAAAAGCACAUUUAAACUAUAUAUACUGGAGAAUAUUUGUUAAUUUUAAUAAUUAUGUAUUUUUCUUAUGUUAUCAUUUGGGGGCUAAUUGUUUUGGGUGCUCUGGGUGAAUGCAUAUGCAAUCAUUUUUGAUGUUUGAUAGAAUUUACAGUUUAUAUCUUAAUUAAAUGCAAAGAAAGAAAAAAAUCCUCCAGCUCAUGUCCUCCAUCGAAUACUGGAACACUAAUUGAAAAGCUGAUUCUGGAAUUCACCUUAAUGUCUUUGCCUUGGCUCUAAAAAGUUGCACAUUUCUUAUUAAUGAAAUGAAAUAUGUAACUAGCAAUACUGUUUUUAAUAAAAAAAAGUA
Messenger RNA from Lampris incognitus (smalleye Pacific opah), 5498 nucleotides. It is a transcript of the gene ctnnd1, whose product is annotated as catenin (cadherin-associated protein), delta 1. The coding region runs from base 298 to 3120 and encodes 940 amino acids. Gene Ontology annotation, molecular function: cadherin binding. Gene Ontology annotation, biological process: cell-cell junction assembly; cell-cell adhesion. Lineage: Eukaryota; Metazoa; Chordata; Actinopteri; Lampriformes; Lampridae. The record is from RefSeq and is a predicted model, not a curated record. The transcript is spliced from 23 exons. Gene Ontology annotation, cellular component: nucleus; cytoplasm; plasma membrane.